CCCCGAUCAAUACGAAAGUCAAAGGCAAAAUACAUGUGUUAUGAUGAAGCAAAAAGAGAUACUUUCAUGCUCAGCCAAGCAAAUGCGUCACUCUAUUGAUAAGUAGGUGUCGUUAUUAUAUUGGACGAAAUUAUAACACUUUUAUCAUCAUGAAAAUGCAAGUGCGCAUUGCGUUAAUGGAUUUGAUAGAGAAUUCUUAUUUACAUUAUAUGGAUAUACAGUUUUAAAAGUUUAAAAUAAUACUUUGAAGUAUCAAUUUCUUACCGUUUUCUGAAGAACCAUCAAAGUUAAUACAAUAAUAUAGGACGGUUAAAUGUAUUUAGAUACGAAAAAAAUAACAAUGGUUAUUAUCGUGAGUCAGAAACGGACCAGUUCACACUGAAUUUUACGAAGUGCGUAAAGUUCUAUUUGAAAGACGUUUUAAACUCAUUUGAUAGAGUAGGAUUUACAAGUAGAUAUACAAUAUACAGUGUGAGAUAGGUAUAUAAAGACUCUAGCUGUGUUUUCUGUGGAUUAAAAUCGGAUACUGAAGGAACUACGAAAUGGAUAAGAAUAGUUCGGUAUAUAGGACUAGCCGGCGGAUGAUUACCAUCCAAAUCAUUGUGGAUUUCAUAAUAUGGCUUGCAGUAUCCUUGCUAGUUUUGUACCUAUUUCUGUAUGGAAAACCUUAUGAGACAGGAUUCUUCUGUGACGAUAAAUCACUCAGUUAUCCUUCAAUACCAGAAACCAUAACCACACCCGUACUAGUAGCAGCCGGGUUUACUUUCUCUAUUUUACUGGUUGUUACAGUCGAAGUUUUAAAUUGUUUGGACAACAAAUGUCAAAGACCAUGUCAAUGGGCAAGAGAUAUAAUAUUUUGUGUGAAGAGUUACGUUGUGUUUAUGAUUGGCUUUCUCAUACAAGAACUCGUUGUAGACGCCGUCAAAAACAAGAUGGGUGUGCUCAGGCCUAACUUCUUUGACGUGUGCAAACCGCAGUUUAACGGGACUUUAUGUCCAGGAUACAUAUCUGAGUACACAUGCACCGGAAGUGAACAAGAUAAAGAAAUCAGAAGCAGUCGGCAGUCCUUCCCUUCGGGUCACUCAGCAUUUUCUAUGUAUAUAGCGGCAUAUUUUUGUAUUUACGUAGAAAAUCGUUUGCAAAUACGUUUCUCACGUUUACUAAAGUUCUUUCUUCAAUCUGGUCUAAUAUUCAUUGCAAUACUCUGUGGCAUUGGACGCAUUAUAGACAACAAACACCAUCCUUCUGACGUCAUAGCAGGAUAUAUAUUAGGCAUCAUUGUCGCUGUAUUUGUGCAUCUGAUGGUUGGAAAAAAGUUUGUGAAGGCACCAAAUGUUAAAGAAAAGACUACGUUACACACAAAGGAAAAAUCAUGCGACUGUUGUUGCACGUGCGAACAAUCGUCUGACUCGCAAACACCAGCAACUUUAUUACAAAAUGAAUAUUACCACAACAUAGAAAAUGAAAGAAAUUCAUCAUCAACAAAACUUAUAGCGCUUCAAAAUAACAACCUCCAAAAUAUGUCAGUGACGCCAGAAAUCGUAUGACAAUAAUGGCGUCCGUAGCAAAGCGCAAACUUAGUUUUGAAAUAACUUGCAACGUGUAGAAUAGCAGUUGUGAUAGAUAAUAAAGAGUUACAAGUGUCAUAUCUCAAACUCGACAAGAAAAAAAUCUUUGCCAUAUUGCUUUACGAAUAUAUUAGAUAACCAUACAAGUAGUGGCAAAUACGUUGUUAUACGCCAAUUGGAACUUCUAACACCCUCGAUAUUUUCUCAGUAUGUUUCAUAUUACAAGAAAUGCAUUUUUGAACUUUCUCGAACGUUUAGGGCGACAUUUUACUUUGAAAUUUCAACAAAAUUGUAUGUAGCAAUGACAUCAAUUGAUUUAUUUUACCGCCGAUACCUUUUUUAAAAAGUGGCAAAUAUAUUCCUGAAUGUCUUUGCUUUAACUAAACGUUCAAAUAUCAUCUAUCAGGAUAGCUGGUGGUAGAUGUUAAAUCAUUUUUGAUUAAUGAUCACAUAUAAAUAAAAUCUGUCAGAUCUUUUAUUAGCAGACGCGCCUGUUUAUAUGAUGUAUAUUAAAAUGUGCAGCACCCUUUACGCCUGCUAGCAUUGGCUUAUGCGGAAUUCUAUUAUCCAUAGACAUUGAAUGGACUCAAUGAUCCCAAAGGACCACUAAAUCACAUUUUAUUGUUUUCAAAGGUACGGCCGGGGAAAGAAGUCAUUUUGCGUUUGUUAAGAUGCUUUUUAUCUAAACGAAAUUAGUCAUUUUGUUUAUUACAGACAUUUAUCUGUAUUUUUGUGAUUGUUAAAACAUUGAGUUGAGAUUGCAAAAUAAAUUAAAUUUUCAAUUUCGUUGAAAUUUGAACAGAUUGUUCUAAACAUGUGAGAAAUUUAAUAAAUAUACUGUUUGCAAUAUGAAAAAUAUUACACAAAUAUGGCGGGGCCGUUAGACUUUUCGUUCAUUGUAUAUGUAUUUAUAUUAUCACUUUACAUUGCUUUCGUAUGGCUUUCUAGUUUUAAAUAGUAAAUAUCGAAAACAAUACUAGUAAUUUAAUAGGA
Mercenaria mercenaria is the source of this 2561-nucleotide messenger RNA. RefSeq names its product phospholipid phosphatase 1-like. The transcript has 6 exons. The record is from RefSeq and is a predicted model, not a curated record. Gene Ontology annotation, molecular function: phosphatidate phosphatase activity. Lineage: Eukaryota; Metazoa; Mollusca; Bivalvia; Venerida; Veneridae. Bases 543 to 1547 code for a protein of 334 amino acids. Gene Ontology annotation, biological process: phospholipid dephosphorylation; phospholipid metabolic process; signal transduction.